Molecule: messenger RNA, 941 nt
Organism: Amblyraja radiata (thorny skate)
Lineage: Eukaryota; Metazoa; Chordata; Chondrichthyes; Rajiformes; Rajidae
Product: immunoglobulin lambda-1 light chain-like
Exons: 3
Coding region: 58-774 (238 amino acids)
Source: RefSeq, a predicted model, not a curated record
CCUGGAGAGACACCUGAUCAACCACUUCAUCUGGCGCCCUCCACCCAAACAAUUACAAUGUCUUGCUGGAUGUCACUGGUUUGUGCGUUAGCAUUUUCCGCAGCGUGCAUAAAUGGGCAAAUUACACUAAAUCAGCCGGCUUCAAAAUCCACGUCUCCGGGGCAAAACGCGCUAAUUUCCUGUAUCUUGACUGGCGGCAGUUUAAGUAGUAAUUAUGUUUACUGGUACCAGCAGAUUCCCGGAGCGGUUCCGCGGUUUCUGUUCUACUAUAACUCGGGCAACAGCAUUGUUAGAGGCUCGGGAGUUUCUGACCGUUUCGCGGGAUCAGUGUCAGGCAACACUGCAACAUUGACAAUAGCGAAUGUGCAGUUGCGGGACGCUGCGGACUACCACUGUGCUGUGUGGAUAAGUGCUUUCAUCUUCGGCAAAGGAACGAGGCUGGGUAUUGGCACACCUCGCGCCCCCGCAAUGUCCGUCCUCGGACCUUCAGCGGAAGAAAUCAAGGGAAAGGGCACGGCCACCCUGGUGUGUUUGGUGAGCGGGUUUAAUCCGGGUGCAGUGGACAUUGAGUGGACCGUGGACGGCAGUGCGAGAAGUGACGGCGUUGAGACCAGCCCAAUCCAGCAGGAGAAGGACAACACGUUCAGUGCGAGCAGUUACCUGACUCUGCCAGUCACAGUAUGGAACUCAAACGAUCUUUACUCCUGUGUGGUUAAACACGAAACCCACGCUAUCCCGCUUAAGGCAGACAUCACCAGAACCGGCUGUAUCUAAAACUCCUCAAUUCCACCUAAUGGAGAUGAAGUGAUAUAUUUUCUUUCUUUAUUUGUGAGAAAUUGGUUUGGGCAUAUUGUUUGUUUUUCGACCAGUCUUUGCGUUUAAAAUCGUCGUUUGUCUUGCCAAUUGUGAACGCCAUUCCAUUAAAGCAAUCAAAUAGUUAA